UAAAAUAUUUAAAAAAUCAGCUUUUUAUUAUUCCAAAAAAAAAUAAAUUUAUUCUAGAUUUCUCUUCUUACCAAAUUCCGAUGGCAACGCCGGCUGUUAUAAGUCAUUCAGUAACGAUUUCUCCACACAACAGCAUACAUAAACCCAAAAUCUCAGCAAUAUAUUAUUCUACCUUUCCAUUGUCUUCCAAACAGAAGAAAACUGAAUACAAGCGAUUCUGUUUGGGAAUUAGAGCAGAAGUGAUGGCGACUGAGAAAAUGGGGAUUAAAAUCGUCCAGAAUCCUCCCGAGUCGAAGCUUCAAGAGCUCGGAGUAAGGAACUGGCCCAAGUGGGGAUGUCCUCCAAGCAAAUUCCCAUGGACUUAUGGUGCUAAGGAAACAUGCUUUCUGUUGGAGGGUAAAGUUAAGGUCUUCCCCGAUGGACACAACGAGUUCGUGGAGUUUGGGGCCGGCGACUUGGUUGAGUUUCCCAAAGGAAUGAAGUGCACUUGGGAGGUCUCUGAAGCUGUGGACAAGCACUACAAGUUUGAGUAGCUGAAGCUCUUUCUCAUGUAAGAAUGAAAUAUUUUAGCUUUUAAGGCCAUCAACUGGAUCCUGUUUCAUAUAAUGGAGAAUGUUGGUAGGUAGAUAGAACUGCCUCAACUCACCAUCUGCUAUAUGCUUAGAAUAAGAGGUUGGGUUUUUAGUGUGA
Molecule: messenger RNA, 690 nt
Organism: Magnolia sinica
Lineage: Eukaryota; Viridiplantae; Streptophyta; Magnoliopsida; Magnoliales; Magnoliaceae
Exons: 2
Coding region: 81-533 (150 amino acids)
Source: RefSeq, a predicted model, not a curated record